CAGAGACUCAGGCGCUUCCGCACUCUGUAUCCGUACGGAUAGUGCAAUCAUCAUCUCACUACCUUACCUUACACAGUUGAAUCAAGACACACCCUCAUGCACGCCAACUGCAUCAGCCUGCGUCCUGCAACAGCGUCCCCAAAUUCAGCGACAACUCCAACCUCGACUUGCAAUCCUUCGUUGGCAACACUUCUCAACCGACACCUCCAAGUCAGUCUAAACCACGUCCAGUUCGCAACAACUCGCUCUUGGCCCACGAAGCCUGUUCGAGAUAUACGCUAUCGCCCACUACUAGCGACACCUAAUAGGAGAAUCAAGGACCGGACAGGGGUCAAAAAGGCAACUCGUUUCGCCCCGAUAGCCCGCAUCGCUCCGCACCGCUCCGCAACUUCGACUCGUCGACUCGAAAAACAGACCCGCCCGACCAGCCCAACCUCCCUCCUCCACCGACUCUCGGCGCCGGCACUUCUGUCUCACACACACAUACGCAGUACUCUCUCUCACUCUCUCUCUCUCUCUCGCACACGCACACGCACACCCCGUACGCGAAGAGAUCCCUAUUCCUCCUCGCCAUCCGCCUGUUCCAAGCCAAAGCAAAACACACUGAGGGGGCUACUCGAUCACCACAAGGGGGGGAAAUACUAGAGUCCGAACGCCCACUGCUCGAACCCCUUGUUCUCAUUUUCGCCCUCCAAGAACAAACACACCCUUUUCCGACGACGAGAACCUUCCCGACGCCCACCGCUACAUUGUCGCUUCUCCUACUCCGCCCAACCACCGAUACUCCUGAUCCCGAGUCCACUCGACCAGACCGACUCUCGAGAACC
This is a messenger RNA of Colletotrichum phormii, 827 nucleotides long. RefSeq lists its product as uncharacterized. NCBI's taxonomy places the organism in Eukaryota, Fungi, Ascomycota, Sordariomycetes, Glomerellales, Glomerellaceae. The transcript has 2 exons. The coding region runs from base 97 to 645 and encodes 182 amino acids. The record is from RefSeq and is a predicted model, not a curated record.